This is a messenger RNA of Tremella mesenterica DSM 1558, 444 nucleotides long. RefSeq lists its product as uncharacterized. The coding region runs from base 1 to 444 and encodes 147 amino acids. The record is from RefSeq and is a predicted model, not a curated record. The transcript has 6 exons. Lineage: Eukaryota; Fungi; Basidiomycota; Tremellomycetes; Tremellales; Tremellaceae.
AUGGACAAAACGAGAGAGAGAAACUCUCGAGCGACCGGAUCGGACGUGGAAGAAUCCGAGGGUUACAAACAAACCCCCUUCAAUCCCUCUCAAUUAUACACCAUCCUCGAAGACCCGGUCGUACCCAAGACUAUGAGAUCUUACUCUAUGUCUUCGACCACAUCACUUUCCUCUGCCGCCUCAACCGGAUCGCGUACUGCCGAGGAUCUGCUCGACCGUUUGGUAGCUCAGUCCACUUCCACCCACAUCCAUCUGUGGGCCGCGGGUAACGUUCGACUUGGUUCUCUGGACCUCACCACUUCGUCCGCUGAGACUGCCGAGUUAGUCAGAGCUAUGCAAGUUGAUCCGAGAUUUGAAGUCAUCGCUGUGCGCCAUCUCGACGAUGACGGUGAAGACUGGAAGGUCACUUUCCGACGAACAGAAACCCUCCCUCAUUCUCCUUAA